UGUGACGUCAUCUGGAACCCGACGAGGCGGGGCGGCUGGCCCAGGCGGCUGGAGGGUCCUUGUGGGGCCGAGAUGAGCGAGGGAAGCACGGGGGACCCGAGCCGCGGGUCCAGCCGGCAGCGGGCCGUACACCCAGAGAACAUGUCUCUAGGUUCUAGCUGCUUCUCUCCACCUGUGAACUUCCUUCAAGAGCUGCCAAGCUAUCGGUCAGUGGCACGCAGGCGAACGAACAUCGUCUCCCGGGACAGGCAGAGUGGUACCCUGCUAAAGCCAACGGACUCUUACAGUUCCCAGCUGGAUGGAGGAAUCACAGAAAACCUCAACAGCCAAUCCAUCCGCAAGUACGCGCUGAACAUCUCUGAGAAGCGGAGACUGAGGGACAUUCAGGAAACCCAGAUGAAGUAUUUAUCGGAGUGGGACCAGUGGAAACGGUAUAGCAGCAAGUCCUGGAAGAGGUUCCUAGAGAAAGCUCGUGAGAUGACGACCCACCUGGAACUGUGGCGCAAGGACAUCCGCAGCAUUGAAGGGAAGUUCGGCACGGGGAUCCAGUCCUACUUCUCCUUCCUACGGUUCCUGGUGGUCCUGAACCUGGUGAUUUUCCUGAUCAUCUUCAUGUUGGUUUUGCUCCCCAUCCUGCUCACCAAGUACAAGAUUACCAACAGCACUUUCGUGCUCAUCCCGUUCAAAGACAUGGAUAUACAGUGCACUGUCUAUCCAAUAAGUAGCUCUGGGCUCAUUUACUUUUACAGUUACAUCAUAGACUUGCUGUCUGGCACAGGCUUCUUGGAGGAGACCAGCCUUUUUUAUGGACAUUACACCAUUGAUGGAGUAAAAUUCCAGAACUUUACAUAUGAUCUGCCCCUGGCUUACUUAAUAAGCACGAUUGCCUACCUGGCCCUGAGUCUCCUUUGGAUAGUGAAACGGUCGGUGGAAGGGUUCAAAAUCAGCCUGAUCCGCAGUGAGGAGCACUUCCAGAGUUACUGUAACAAGAUCUUCGCUGGCUGGGACUUCUGCAUCACCAACCGCAGCAUGGCCGAGCUGAAGCACAGCAGCUUGCGGUAUGAGCUCCGAGCAGACCUGGAGGAAGAGAGAAUACGACAGAAAAUAGCUGAGAGGACCUCAGAGGAAACCAUACGCAUUUACUCUCUGAGGCUGCUCUUGAAUUGCGUCGUGCUGGCUGUGCUUGCCGCGUGCUUUUAUGCGAUCUACCUAGCCACUGUCUUCUCACAAGAACACAUGAAGAAAGAAAUUGACAAGAUGGUUUUUGGGGAGAACCUCUUGAUAUUGUACCUCCCAUCCAUUGUGAUCACACUGGCCAAUUUCAUUACCCCCAUCAUCUUUGCCAAGAUCAUCCACUAUGAGGAUUAUUCUCCAGGCUUUGAGAUCCGCCUUACAAUUCUUAGGUGUGUCUUUAUGCGGCUGGCCACCAUCUGUGUGCUGGUGUUCACGCUGGGCUCCAAGAUCACAUCCUGUGGUGACAGCACAUGCGAACUCUGUGGCUAUAACCAGAAACUCUACCCGUGCUGGGAGACACAGGUGGGACAGGAAAUGUACAAGCUGAUGAUAUUCGACUUCAUCAUCAUCCUGGCCGUGACACUGUUUGUGGAUUUCCCUAGGAAGCUCCUGGUGACCUACUGUGCGUCCUCGAAGCUGAUCCAGUGCUGGGGACAGCAGGAGUUUGCCAUCCCGGACAAUGUCCUGGGCAUUGUGUAUGGGCAGACCAUCUGCUGGAUCGGAGCCUUCUUCUCCCCACUCCUUCCUGCAGUCGCCACUUUGAAAUUUGUUAUCAUCUUUUACGUGAAAGAGUUGAGUCUUCUUUACACCUGCAGACCCUCCCCAAGGCAGUUCAGAGCAUCCAAUUCUAACUUCUUCUUUCUGCUGGUGUUGCUGAUUGGGCUCUGUUUAGCAAUAAUACCACUAACAAUCAGCAUGUCUCGCAUCCCUUCCUCCAAAGCCUGUGGGCCAUUCACCAACUUCAACACCACCUGGGAGGUUAUCCCCCUGACCGUGAGCACCUUCCCCAGCUCGCUGCAGACCCUGAUCCAUGCUGUCACAUCGGAAGCCUUCGCGGUGCCUUUCUUCAUGAUCAUCUGCCUUGUCAUGUUCUACUUCAUUGCAUUGGCUGGAGCACACAAGCGGGUGGUUGUCCAGCUCCGAGAGCAGCUGUUCCUGGAGAGCCGUGACAAGCGUUAUCUCAUCCAGAAACUGACAGAAGCUCAAAGGGAUGUGCGGAGCCAGCAUGCCUGAGCGUGAAGAUGCUGACUGGCAACUUCUCAGCAACGGAAGGAGUCUGACGACCCUACAAAGUCCAGCUGGGCUUUGAGUGGAAAUGUUAAAAUGCAUCUUUCUAGACUUGAGAGCUUUAAGUGACUUAGCCAAGCAGGCUGACUCGUGGAGAGCCUUGGCUCGCUGAGGAUUCUACCAAACCACUAACUUCUCGAGUUGUUCAGGCUUUAUAAUUGAAAUCAGAGAGGGAGACUGUUAUUUAUUUUUUGUUUAAACUUUUGUAGUAUUUAAAGGUUUGUGUGUGUUGUUUUUCCAAGUAAAACUGAGUUCCUCCAAAGUUGGGUGGUCUCUUUGGAAGUUUUUCCAAGCUGAGGGAAUGCUCUCUCAAAUGCCACUGGUGACUUAAAAUUGAAACCUGACUUCUUAUUUUUUCAAACGAACAUGCAUCUUCAGGUGCUAAAGGCUUGGGGCAGCUGAUAAGAACGGGGAGAGACCAUCAUGGUAGCCCCUGCCUUGUGCCUGGAUCACACUUGAAUUUCUGCUCCUAUCGGUGUCAGCUGUUAAGCAGGGUACUGGGGCAGGUUGCAAGCCAUUUGGAAAACAGAGGAACUGUCUGCCCACCUUACAGGUUUUACCCUUUUUCAAUUCUGUCACCAAAUCUUAGAACUUGGAGCCAGGUGGAAAGAAAAGGUUGGUGGCUAACCAGUCAGCUAAGGUCACUUUCCCUUGAGGAAUGACAAGGCUGCAGAAAAGGGCUUGGAGAGCUGUUUUCCAAGUGGCAUUACUCUUCCUUGCAGAGCUCUUCAUUCCUGAAGGACACCAAAUGUUUCAGAGCCAGGCUAUAAUGUGCUGUUUGGUAUCGAAGCUGUGGGUUAUAUGGGUGAUAUCAGAUGUAGAUCCAUGGCCUAGCCUAUUUGUAAGAACAUCCCAUAAUACAAACAUAGUUUGGGUUCUGAUUGCUUAAACACACAUCUCAAAGGACUAGGUUUUGUUUGCCUGCACUUGAUGUGUGUACCUUUGUUUUUAUAAAACAUUACAAAACAGUAUCUCUUGAGAUCUCCACUAACAGUAAAAACUGUAUUUAAUAAAUACCUUGCCAUAUACCUCCCCAAAGCUGACCCUUUUAAUAAUGUCUAGUUUGAUCUGCUUUCACUUUAAAGUUUUUGUCAGAGUGCUGCAGUCCUGUGACAGACAGUUUGAGUUUUCUACUGUUUUUCACUGGCUGCUAACCUUUCCUGACAUUUAAAAUUAGAUUUAUGUUUUAGAAAGCUGCCAAGAAGGAUUUUCCUCCUCUGACCACUACCUUGUUUCUUAAAAAUGAUUGGCUUCUUGCUCUGGAAGCAAAGCAAACUUGUCAUGGCUAACACAUCUGUAUGUGUGUAAAGGGUCCUGUGUGUGUGUGUGUGUGUGUGUGUGUGUGUGUAUGGAACUCAUAUGCUCAAGCCCAACACAAUAAUUUCUUUGAUCUUCCAUGAGGUUGUAUUAACAUGGGAUUUUUAUAACUGUCAGAAUGUACAUUUCCUAACCCUUUCUUGUAUUUGAAGAUCUAUGAGUUUUUAAACCUAACAACAGGAAUUUUGAAUAAACCAAAGUUCAUUCCAUCCUCAUUUUAUAAAUUCUAAUUGUUGACCUUUAUGCCUACCUAGUGCCUUCAUAUAAUAUUCUUGUCACUCACCAUGCCCCUGAAGAUUAUUUACUUUCCUGUUUGUACAAAUGGUUAAUAAAAUGAACAAUAUGCUGUUUUCUUUGUUAUUAAACAGCUACCAAAAUAUACCAACUAGUAUGUUAGUUUUAGUUAAUGCUGCUAAUAUGCAUCCCUCUUACUUGAAUGUUUGAUAACUUUAAUAACCAGGUGGUGUCGGUAUUGUUCUUAAAGUGUGGCUAAACUACUGAUUACACAGUGUCUUGGAAGUUUUAAAGUGUGAUUCUGUGUACAUGAACUCACAGAGCUCGUUGUCAAGAAUCAGGUGAUGAGGAAAACUGCAAUACUCUGUAACAUUGCUCUUCUCACUGAAGUUAGAGAAGGUAUCAUUUUGACAUUUUAUGGAUGUAUUAGAUGAGUUUUAUCACUUCUUGGCUUUCCUGAAGCCAAAGAAAAGCAUGUCUGUGUAUUUUAAAUUUCAAAAGCAAAGAUAUUUUAAAGCAUUUUGUAUCUUAGCACCAUUGGAAAGCACUGUUAGUGUUUAUUUUGUUCUAUAAAGAUAUAAUAAAUAUCAGAAUAGAUA
Molecule: messenger RNA, 4451 nt
Organism: Mesocricetus auratus (golden hamster)
Lineage: Eukaryota; Metazoa; Chordata; Mammalia; Rodentia; Cricetidae
Gene: Tmc7
Product: transmembrane channel like 7
Exons: 16
Coding region: 73-2247 (724 amino acids)
Cellular component (GO): plasma membrane
Molecular function (GO): mechanosensitive monoatomic ion channel activity
Source: RefSeq, a predicted model, not a curated record